Messenger RNA from Polyodon spathula (Mississippi paddlefish), 6061 nucleotides. RefSeq names its product endoribonuclease Dicer-like. NCBI's taxonomy places the organism in Eukaryota, Metazoa, Chordata, Actinopteri, Acipenseriformes, Polyodontidae. Gene Ontology annotation, biological process: pre-miRNA processing; apoptotic DNA fragmentation; siRNA processing. Gene Ontology annotation, cellular component: RISC complex; cytoplasm; nucleus. Bases 294 to 5972 code for a protein of 1892 amino acids. Gene Ontology annotation, molecular function: protein binding; ATP binding; RNA binding. The record is from RefSeq and is a predicted model, not a curated record. The transcript has 28 exons.
GUGAAUGGAAAUAUCGUGGAUUAAUCUGACAGCGGGAGGAGAUAAUGAAGUCGAGGGUAAACAGACGGAGUUAAAACACGUUUCCCUGCAAAAUAGUUAAACACAGACCUUCCCAUAGGUGGCGAAUUCUGAAGAAUGAUUUGCAUUCAUUGAGGUGGGAGGUCAUGAAGCCAAAAAUUCAUGUAAAUUGGGCAAAUGUUGAAAUCUCAAUUUCAAACUUAAGCUUCAUGGGAACAAAAUGAAAUGAGAGAAACACUGGAAGAAUAAAAGCACUUGCUUUGCAAUCCCUAAGCAUGGCGGGACUACAGCUUGUGACCCCUGCUUCAUCACCAAUGGGUCCCUUCUUUGGACUCCCUUGGCAACAAGAAGCAAUCCAUGAUAACAUUUAUACACCAAGGAAAUAUCAGGUUGAACUUCUUGAAGCAGCUCUAGAACACAAUACUAUUGUCUGCUUAAAUACUGGCUCAGGGAAGACAUUUAUUGCAGUACUUCUUACAAAAGAGCUGUCCCAUCAAAUCAGGGGUGACUUUGGCAAACAUGGGAAAAGAACAGUAUUCUUGGUAAAUACAGCAUCGAAUGUGAUUCAGCAGGCAGCAACAGUUGAAACCCAUUCAGAUCUUCUGGUUGGGAAAUAUACCAGUGUUGAAAUGACACACACUUGGACAAAAGAGGAAUGGAACCAUGAAAUAACAGAAAAACAGGUUCUUGUUAUGACUUGCCACAUCUUUUUGCAUGUAUUGAAGAAAGGAUAUUUACACCUAUCUAAAAUCAAUCUGCUUGUGUUUGAUGAAUGUCAUCUCGCAAUUACGGACCAUCCCUAUCGGGAAAUUAUGAAGAUGUGCGAGGACUGCUCAUCCUGUCCUCGAAUACUGGGUCUUACUGCUUCCAUUUUAAAUGGGAAAUGCGACCCCUCAGAGCUAGAGGAGAAGAUUCUGAACCUUGAGAGAAUCUUGAAGAGCAGUGCAGAAACUGCUACGGACCUCGUUGUGUUAGAUAGGUACUCAUCUCAGCCUCGUGAAGUUGUUUUAGAUUGUGGACCAUAUGUGGACAAAAGUGGGCUCUGCGAAAGACUCUUUAAUGAGCUGGAUGAAGCACUCAGGUUUCUGAAUGACUGCAACGUAUCUGCACUUCGUGAAGAUAGAGAUCCAACAUUUAUUUCCAAACAGGUGUUGAGUGAUUGCCAAGCAGUGUUGACAGUUCUGGGACCUUGGUGCGCAGACAAAGUAGUUGGAAUAAUGGUGAGGGAACUGCAGAAAUACAUCAAGAACGAGCAGGAGGAGUUGAACCGGAAGUUGUUAUUGUUUACAGACACCAUAUUGAGAAAAAUCCAUGCACUCUGCGAAGAGCACUUCUCGUCUGCCUCACUUGACCUAAAAUUUGUUACCCCUAAAGUAAUGAAGCUGCUUCAGAUCUUGCAUGAAUACAAACCGUAUGAGCGGCAGCAGUUUGAGAGUGUGGAGUGGUACAACAACAGAAACCAGGAUAAUUAUGUUUCUUGGAGCGAUUCCGAGGACGAGGAUGAGGAUGAAGAAAUUGAAGAAAAAGAAAAACCUGAAGCCAAUUUUCCUUCCCCUUUCACCAACAUAUUGUGUGGGAUAAUUUUUGUGGAGCGACGCUACACUGCAGUGGUCUUAAACAGGCUAAUAAAGGAAGCUGGAAAGCAAGACCCUGAACUUGCUUACAUCAGCAGCAAUUUCAUAACUGGGCACAGUAUUGGGAAGAAUCAACCUAGAAACAAACAGAUGGAGGUGGAGUUCAGAAAGCAAGAAGAGGUGCUUCGGAAGUUUCGUGUUCAUGAGACCAAUUUGCUUAUUGCAACUAGUGUUGUGGAGGAGGGUGUUGAUAUUCCAAAGUGCAAUUUGGUGGUUAGAUUUGAUUUGCCAACAGAAUAUCGUUCUUACGUUCAGUCUAAAGGUCGAGCAAGAGCCCCUGUUUCAAAUUAUGUCAUGCUGGCUGACACUGAAAGAACCAAAACUUUUGAAGAGGACCUGAAAACAUACAAAUCCAUAGAAAAGAUCCUUAGGAACAAGUGUUCAAAGGCAACGGAUUACAGUGAAUUAGAAGUUGAGCCUGUUUUGGACGACGACAACAUUUUACCACCGUAUGUACUGCGAUCUGAAGAUGGAGGCCCACGAGUUACGAUUAACACAGCCAUUGGGCAUGUUAACAGAUACUGUGCACGAUUACCAAGUGAUCCAUUUACCCACCUUGCCCCAAAAUGUAAAACGAUGGAACUGAGGAAUGGGAGCUACCGGUCCACUCUCUACCUUCCUAUCAAUUCACCUCUCCGAGUUCCUGUGACUGGACCUACUAUGAGUUGUGCAAGACUAGCUGAGAAAGCUGUGGCCCUUCUUUGCUGUGAAAAAUUACACAAAAUAGGUGAACUUGAUGAUCACUUGAUGCCUGUUGGGAAAGAGACAGUGAAGUAUGAGGAGGAGUUGGACUUGCAUGAUGAGGAAGAAACCAGCGUGCCAGGGAGACCGGGCUCUACAAAACGCAGGCAGUGCUAUCCAAAAGCUAUUCCAGAAUGCUUGCGGAACAGUUACCCUGUACCUGAGAAACUGUGCUACCUUUAUGUGAUCGGUAUGGCACUGACCACUCCUCUCCCAGACGAGCUAAACUUUAGGAGAAGGAAACUGUAUCCUCCAGAAGAUACUACCAGAUGCUUUGGGAUACUGACUGCAAAACCAAUACCUCGGAUUCCUAACUUUCCAGUGUACACUCGUUCUGGAGAAGUUACCAUAUCCAUUGAACUGCAGAAAUCUGGCUUCACCUUGAGUGCCCAGCAGUUAGAGCUGAUUACCAGACUUCAUCAGUACAUUUUCUCUCACAUUCUUCGUCUUGAGAAACCUGCACUAGAGUUUAAACCUACAGAGGCAGAUUCAACCUACUGUGUACUACCUCUUAAUGUUGUUGAGGACUCCAACACCUUGGACUUGGACUUUAAGUUUAUGGAAGAGAUUGAAAAAUCGGAGGCACGUGUAGGCAUUCCUAACACACAGUACACAAAGGAAAAUCUUUUCAAUUUCAAACUGGAGGACUACCAGGAUGCAGUUAUCAUUCCACGGUAUCGCAACUUUGACCAGCCUCAUCGCUUCUAUGUAGCUGAUGUCUACACAGAUCUUACACCACUUGGUAAAUUCCCAUCCCCAGAGUAUGAAACCUUUGCUGAGUACUAUAAAACUAAGUAUAACCUUGAUCUGUCAAACCUCAACCAGCCGCUUUUGGAUGUGGACCACACUUCUUCAAGACUGAAUCUGUUAACUCCUCGACACCUAAAUCAGAAAGGUAAAGCACUUCCCUUGAGCAGUGCAGAAAAGAGGAAAGCUAAGUGGCAGAGUCUGCAGAAUAAACAGAUUUUGGUUCCUGAACUCUGUGCAAUCCACCCCAUCCCAGCUUCAUUGUGGAGGAAAGCAGUCUGCCUCCCCAGUAUCCUCUAUCGUCUGCACUGCCUUCUAACAGCAGAGGAACUGAGGGCCCAGACGGCCAUUGAUGCAGGUGUAGGGGUCAGAACUCUUCCUCCUGACUUCAGGUACCCAAACUUGGAUUUUGGUUGGAAAAAUUCUAUUGACAGCAAGUCUUUCAUCUCAAGUCCUAGCUCUUGCACAGAAGAGGAAAAUUACUGUAAGCACAGCACAACUGUAGUCCCUGAAAAUGCUGCACAUCAAGGUACUAAUAUAGAAAACUCCACAUCAGAGUGGUGUAACCAAACGCCCAUGAACAAUAAAGCUUCUUUUGAAAAGUCAUCUGACAAGCUUUAUGUAACCAGCCCCUCUGAGCAGAGCAGAGAUAAAAAUACCUUUGUUUGUGCUAAGAGUCUCACAAAUGGCACUGCUGAUGACCUGCAAGAAGAUAAUGAUUGCCAGCAUUAUUCGCUAACCUCCCACAAGAGUGAAAUGUCUUUAAAAUCAACUACCUCAGUUCCCAAGCCGAAUACACACAGCAUUGAGAACCAGCUCAUGCCCAGCAUUGAAUGUACUCUUACAAGUAAUAAAACCCUUGAUGGACAUGUAAAAAAAUCUACCUCGGAAGAUUGCCUGGGAGUGACGGCCAGUUCCUCAGCACCUUUAGCAGUUUAUCCAGAUAUGUUGGAACUUGCGGUCAGCCCUGUUUGUGGUGACUCCCCCAAAAACCUUGGCCCAAACCCUGGUCUUAUACUACAAGCCUUGACCCUCUCCAACGCCAGUGACGGGUUUAAUCUGGAAAGGCUAGAAAUGCUUGGUGACUCCUUUCUGAAGCAUGCAAUCACCACCUACUUGUUUUGUACAUAUCCUGAUGCCCAUGAAGGCCGUCUGUCAUACAUGAGGAGUAAAAAGGUCAGUAAUUGCAACCUGUAUCGCCUUGGGAAGAAGAAAGGCCUCCCAAGCCGUAUGGUGGUUUCAAUUUUUGAUCCACCGGUGAACUGGCUCCCUCCUGGGUAUCUGGUUAACCAGGACAAAAGUGGUGAAGAUAAAUUGGAUGCAGAUGAAAUGAUGGAAGAUGACCAGUUGGCCAACGGUACAACUGAGGAAGACUAUGGGGAUGAAGAGGAUGAAGACGACGAUGACCUAAUGUGGAAGGAACCGAAGGACGAGGUCAAUGUUGAAGACGAUUUGGAAUACUACCAGGAGCACAUCAAAUUCAUUGAUAACAUGCUGAUUGGUUCUGGAGCCUUUGGAAAGAAGAUAUCCCUUCCAGCCUUUCCAGCUGCAGAGCCCAGCUAUGAAUGGAAAGCCCCUAAAAAGUCUUCCCUUGCUAAUGUCCAGUAUCCCUCUGAUGGUGACGAGUUUGAUUACAGCUCUUGGGAUGCCAUGUGUUACCUCGACCCCAGCAAGGCUGCCGAAGAGGAUGACUUUGUAGUUGGGUUUUGGAAUCCAUCUGAGGAAAACUGUGGGGCCGACCAAGGCAAGCAGUCCAUCUCUUAUGACUUGCACACUGAGCAGUGUAUUGCUGACAAGAGCAUUGCGGACUGUGUGGAAGCUCUUCUUGGAUGCUAUCUGACCAGUUGUGGAGAGAGAGCAGCUCAGUUGUUCCUUUGCUCUCUUGGCUUAAAAGUGCUUCCUGUUGUAAAGAACAGUGAGGUUGUUAGCACCUGUAAUCAAACUGAGCUCAGCAAGGGAAAGGCUAAAGAUGUGGAGUAUGACUGGUUGAAGAUUCCCCCAAGAUGUAUGUUUGAUCACCCAGAUGCUGAAAAGACCUUGAACCACCUGAUAUCAGGAUUUGAAAACUUUGAAGAGAAAAUCAACUAUACCUUUCAAAACAAGGCCUACCUUUUGCAGGCUUUCACCCAUGCUUCUUACCACUACAAUACCAUUACAGAUUGUUACCAGCGGUUGGAGUUCCUUGGAGAUGCAAUAUUGGACUACCUCAUAACCAAGCACCUUUAUGAAGAUCCACGGCAGCACUCUCCUGGAGUGCUGACUGACUUGCGAUCUGCCCUCGUCAAUAACACCAUAUUUGCUUCUCUGGCUGUAAAGUAUGACUAUCACAAAUACUUUAAAGCGGUCUCUCCUGAGCUGUUCCAUGUGAUUGAUGACUUUGUGCAAUUUCAGCUGGAAAAGAAUGAAAUGCAAGGGAUGGAUUCUGAGCUAAGACGAUCUGAAGAAGAUGAUGCAAAAGAAGAAGAUAUUGAAGUGCCUAAAGCAAUGGGAGACAUCUUUGAGUCCCUUGCUGGGGCACUUUACAUGGAUAGUGGGAUGUCUUUGGAGACCGUGUGGCAAGUGUACUAUCCAAUGAUGAGGCCACUAAUUGAGAAAUUUUCUGCUAAUGUUCCUCGUUCUCCAGUACGUGAGUUGUUAGAGAUGGAGCCAGAGACUGCCAAAUUCAGCCCUGCUGAAAGGACCUACGAUGGGAAAGUCCGGGUCACAGUGGAAGUCGUAGGGAAGGGAAAGUUCAAAGGCGUCGGUCGAAGCUACAGGAUAGCCAAAUCGGCAGCAGCACGGAGAGCCCUGCGGAGUCUCAAAGCGAAUCAACCUCAGGUCCAAACCAGCUGAGCAUCAGGCUCAAGAUGUCAUUAAAUUAAAAGCAAAUUGUGAGCAAAAGCUGAAGAAACAAACAAAAAAAAACAAAAAAAACACACAAC